Molecule: messenger RNA, 1640 nt
Organism: Ictalurus punctatus (channel catfish)
Lineage: Eukaryota; Metazoa; Chordata; Actinopteri; Siluriformes; Ictaluridae
Product: prolyl 4-hydroxylase subunit alpha-2
Exons: 13
Coding region: 242-1456 (404 amino acids)
Biological process (GO): peptidyl-proline hydroxylation to 4-hydroxy-L-proline
Cellular component (GO): endoplasmic reticulum
Molecular function (GO): iron ion binding; L-ascorbic acid binding; procollagen-proline 4-dioxygenase activity
Source: RefSeq, a predicted model, not a curated record
CAUUGACAUAAAGAAAGAUGUUUCUCAGUAUCUUCAAUUCUACAUUUCAUCGCUGGAAAAUCAAACGGAUCUAUUGAAAAGGGCCCUUCAAGGUCUUGAUAGUAUCUCUGACGAUACAUCUAAAGACCCAGAAAAGUUCAUCAGCAAUCCUCUCACCGCUUACAAAUUUGUAAGACAGCUAAGAAAUGUGGGCACAACCAUUCAGAAAAUCACAAAGACGAAUAUCUCCAAGGAUUUAGACAUGCUAUUGUCAAAAACUCAGCUCCUUCCCAAUGAAAAUAAUUUGGAUGGCAUAGCAGUCGCCAUCAUUAGACUGCAGGAACUUUAUAGGCUAGAUCCAAAGGACAUGACUGGGUUAGAAUCUCACUCUGCCCUGAGCCCAGACGGGUGUUUCCACAUUGCAGUGAUUGCUCACCAGAAUCAGCAGUUCCAGUGUGCCAUUCUCUGGAUUCAGGAGACUAUGAGGAAGCUCCAUGAGGGAGCAGAAGCUGUGGUGACCAAAGAGAACGUUCUGACUCUUCUUACCUCUAUUCAGUUUGACGUGUGCAACCUACACUUUGCUCUUGGAGUAACACAGCUACUAAUGCACAAUGAUAAUUUAAAUUUGAAGACUAUACUCCAGCCUGCAUAUACCAACAGCCUGAUAGAGAAUAUUAAAAACUUGGAUGGAAUGCAACACUUCAUUACUCCCUUUGACACGUCUGCUCUUCAUCGUCCAAUGCAAAAUGGAUAUGAGGCCUUGUGUAGAGGGCAGGGGAUCAAAAUGAACCCUAAGAGACAGAAGAAAUUGGUUUGUAGGUACAUGACAGGUGAAGGGAGCCCUCAGCUGAUAUAUGCCCCUGCUAAAGAAGAGGAGGAAUGGGAUGAGCCCCUCAUCCUCAGAUACCAUGACAUAAUUUCCUUAAGUGAGAUAGAGGUCAUCAAAAGACUUUCUAGGCCAAAGCUUGCCAGAGCUAAAGUUUCAGACCCGGUUACUGGGAAGUUCGUUUACACCACAGUGCGAGUUUCAAAGAGUGCAUGGUUGUCUAAUGAUGAGAGUCCUGUAGUUGCCCGUGUCAAUCAGAGACUAGCUGACAUCACUGGUUUGGACAUGAAUACUGCUGAAGAACUUCAGGUUGCAAAUUAUGGAAUUGGAGGACACUACGAACCACACUAUGACUCAAUGGUGGCAAAUGGCCUUCCAUUUACUGAGAAAAGGAUUGCAACUGUCCUGCUCUAUAUGAGUGAUGUUGAAGUUGGUGGGGCCACUGUGUUUCCUGAUAUUGGUGCUGCACUUCCACCAAAAAGAGGUUCGGCAGUGAUUUGGUUCAACCUACUGAAGAGUGGAGAAGUGGAUACCAGAACUUUGCAUGCUGCAUGCCCAGUUUUUGUAGGCAGUAAGUGGGUUGCCAAUAAGUGGAUCUGCUGUCGGGGACAAGAGUUCAGGAGAAGGUGCACUCUGUCCAAGUCUGACUGAGACUGAAAACUGAAACUUGAUGUGUCUGAUUUCUCAAGAUACUUUAUCCCCCAUCAUAGGGCUUAUGAAAGAACUCUACCUAAAGCAAGCUGAAAAGCUUUUCAGAACUAAGAUAUUUGGCAUAGACCAAAGGGGCUGAUUAGAUUUGUACCAAUUUUUUGUAAUGUGUAUUUGCACAAUAAAA